Dermochelys coriacea (leatherback sea turtle) is the source of this 6245-nucleotide messenger RNA. It is a transcript of the gene KLHL32, whose product is annotated as kelch like family member 32. The record is from RefSeq and is a predicted model, not a curated record. Bases 489 to 2351 code for a protein of 620 amino acids. The transcript is spliced from 11 exons. Gene Ontology annotation, molecular function: protein binding. NCBI's taxonomy places the organism in Eukaryota, Metazoa, Chordata, Testudines, Dermochelyidae.
GGAUGGAUGCGCGCGGGAGAGGGCAGGGGCCGAUGCUGCUCAGGAGCCCGCCUGGUGCCCGCCAGCCGCGCCCCAGCAGGCGAGCGAGCCCGCCAGCUCCUCCCCCUGCAGGUGCGCACAGCGCGGCCCGGCCUGAGCUGCCUCCGCCGCUGCGCACUGGAGGGAAGGGGCCCGGGCUGCCGCCGCCGCCUGCGGGGAGGAGGCAGAGGAGAAGCUCCUCCUGCCCGGGCCGCUGCCGGCCCCUCAGUCCCGCUGUGCUAGCGCGGUGCGGGCAGCCCGGCCGCUGCGGUUCCUUGGCUUCGCCUGGCUUCCCCCCAAGGCACGGAGACCGCGGGGAGACUCCCGCCUGCCCGGCGCGUGAGGGACCGCACCGAGGGCCGGGGCUGGUGCGGAGCCGGAGCCGCUUUGUGUCGCCCGGGGAGCUGUAAUGUUUUCUUCUUCCUCCACAAGAUCUUAAGUAUUGAGAUUCUGAAGAACAAACGUGAAGGAUGCCAUCUGAGAGGUGCCUCAGUAUUCAAGAAAUGCUGACAGGUCAAAGGCUUUGCCAAUCCAAUUCACAUAAUGAUGCUGUCUUGGCAGCCCUGAACCAACAAAGAAGCGAUGGUAUACUUUGUGACAUCACCCUCAUUGCAGAAGAACAGAAAUUCCAUGCCCAUAAGGCAGUUCUUGCAGCAUGCAGUGAUUAUUUCCGAGCAAUGUUCAGUCUCUGUAUGAUUGAAAGUGGAGCUGAUGAGGUGAAUUUGCAUGGUGUCACAAGCCUAGGUUUAAAGCAGGCCCUGGACUUUGCAUACACUGGACAGAUUUUGUUGGAGCCAGGAGUAAUCCAGGAUGUGCUAGCAGCUGGUAGUCACCUGCAGCUGUUGGAGCUCCUCAGGUUAUGUUCUCACUAUCUCGUCCAGGAAUUAAAUAGCUUUAAUUACUUGGACCUGUAUAAGCUCGCUGACCUCUUUAACCUCACUUUGCUGGAGAAGGCAGUGGUUGACUUCUUAGUUAAACACCUCUCUGAGCUGCUGAAGAGUCACCCGGAGGAAGUCCUGGCUCUCCCAUACUGUCUCCUUCGAGAGGUCCUGAAGAGCGACCGACUCACUUCUCUUAGUGAAGAGCAAAUCUGGCAGCUAGCUGUGAGGUGGUUGGAACACAACUGCCGCUAUCAGUACAUGGAUGAACUUCUCCAGUAUGUCCGCUUUGGCCUUAUGGAUGUGGAUACACUACAUACUGUAGCCCUUCCUCAUCCUCUUGUCCAAGCUAGUGAAACUGCGACUGCACUUAUUAAUGAGGCCUUGACAUAUCACCAGAGCAUCUAUGCACAGCCAGUUUGGCAGACCAGACGGACGAAACCUCGCUUCCAGUCGGACACUCUUUACAUUAUUGGUGGGAAAAAACGUGAGAUCUGUAAAGUAAAAGAACUCCGGUACUUCAAUCCGGUAGAUCAGGAGAAUGUUCACAUCGCAGGGAUUGCAAAUUGGAGUGAACUGGCUCCCAUGCCUGUCGGGAGAAGUCACCACUGUGUAGCUGUCAUGGGAGAUUUUCUGUUUGUAGCUGGUGGAGAGGUUGAGCAUGCCACAGGCCGCACUAGUGCGGUAAGGACUGCCUGUCGGUAUGACCCCCGUAGUAAUUCUUGGGCUGAAAUAGCUCCAAUGAAGAACUGCAGGGAACAUUUUGUACUGGGAGCUGUGGAUGAGAACCUCUAUGCGGUAGGGGGAAGAAAUGAACUACGUCAAGUUUUGCCUACAGUCGAGCGGUAUUGUCCUAAGAAGAACAAGUGGGCCUUUGUUCAGUCCUUUGACAGAUCCCUUUCAUGUCAUGCAGGAUCUGUGGUGGAUGGACUUCUUUGGAUAUCAGGAGGAGUAACAAAUACUGCACAAUACCAGAACAGGCUAAUGGUCUAUGAUCCUAAGCAGAAUAAGUGGAUAAGCCGAAGCCCCAUGUUACAGAGGAGAGUGUACCAUUCCAUGGCUGCUGUCCAAAGGAGGCUUUAUGUUUUAGGUGGGAAUGAUUUAGACUACAAUAAUGAUCGGAUUCUUGUACGCCACAUAGACUCUUAUAACAUAGACACCGACCAAUGGACGCGCUGCAGCUUCAACAUGUUGACAGGUCAGAAUGAAUCUGGCGUUGCUGUCCACAGUGGAAGAAUAUAUUUAGUUGGCGGCUAUUCUAUUUGGACAAAUGAGCCUUUAGCAUGUAUCCAGGUGCUGGAUAUUAGCAAGGAAGGGAACGAAGAAGUAUUCUACGGGCCUACACUUCCUUUUGCUUCUAAUGGAAUAGCAGCAUGCUUCCUUCCAGCUCCCUAUUUCACAUGCCCCAACCUCCAGACUUUACAAGUGCCUCACCACAGGAUUGGCACUAUGUGAGAAAAAGAAUACACCAUCCAUAAAAGCAAAAGGGGGGAAAAGUGCUGCAUACAGCAAUUUCACUUUUGGAUCAAUUGAAAUGCAAUGAAUAAAAUGCUUCUUUAUCUUCUACAUAUUUGUCUUAAAGUCAAAUAACAAUAGGCAAAAAAUGAAAUUUUUUUUCACUAAAAGCUCCACACCUCAGUCUGCAAUUUCUCUCUGGCCCAAACUAGGAACUUACACUUCAUACCACCCCAUUUGCCAUUUUCUCUGGGUGACAACUUGUUACCUGCCUCUAUUUAAGUUCUUUAUACAUCUUUGAAAGGCAUUCUGAGUGCACUCAGCAUCCUGCCUGGCCUAUUGUUCCUUGGGGUCUGCACAUUAAAUGGAUUGCCAGUGGCCCUGUUCAAAGACAAUAUAAUACAAUGUUUAUAAGCUUAACAAGGACAAUAUUCUAUUAUGCUAAAUUAUUCAACUUCCUAGGUACCUGUGGCAAAAAGGAUAAAUGCACUGACCUUCAGUUCCCAACUUCUUCACCACUAAAGUUUCUCAUUUAACAAAACUUUAUUGGAAAUUUAGAUAGCGUGAAACAUAAUAAAGCAAAAAAAACCAACCAAACCCGUUCCCCCUUUAAAUGUAUUAUGGGCAGCUACCAAGAAACUGAUUUUUUGCAUCUCAUACAAAUACAGGACUGAGGUUUCAGUGGCUAUUACUGUACAACACUGUAUUGAACCUGCUUGUCGAAGAAAUUGAUAUACAAAAUUAUCUUUAUUUACCAAGGUCUACUUUUAAAUGUUAUCUUCUAUCAGAUGAUCAGUUCUUCCUGAUACCUGCAAUCUUUUAAUGAUUGGAAAUAACCUCUUUACUAUAUAAUUAAAAUGCACCAUUUACUUCAUAUUUUUAGUAGCCAGUUUGUAAAGGGUUACCAUAUUUACAAUUCUCAGUGAACAGUCUCAUUUUGUUCAACAUAUGGUACCACAAAUCACUGGCUUCUAGAGGCUAAAUCGGUGUAUAAUAAAGUCAAUACUUUAUUUAUUCUUUCAAUUUAUAUAGUGUCCCCAUGCAAUACUCCAGGCAUAUGUACAAUUUAUAAUAAUAAAACCAAACCAUUAUAUUCUGGUUUUCUCUGGCUAUUGUGACCCCUGCCCUUUUUUUGAUGUUUUUGCCAUUUAUUUGCAUAUAUGUGACAUGGGUGUUCGUAAAUAUUAACCAAGAAGAAUACUAUUAAACCUCUCAGUUGAUGACCUGCGGCCACAAUGCAUUUCUCUGAUCUAUGUACUUAUAGGUCCCACACCACCAUACUAUUUGAACAGAUCUCAGAACAUAGAAUUCCUGUUGCUAUUCAUGGUAAUUUCAAGUCCAGAAUAGCAUCAAGGAAUACCCAGUGCAUUUUUGGAGAGGAGUAUUUUGCUCUUAGUCCAAUGAGAACUGUUACUGAGUCAAAUAAAUUUGAUCAUACAGAUGGUAAUUCUUUUCAGGGCUACUGUUAAUGAUAAAAGGAAGUUCCACUUAUCCCAUCUGAUUUUUCUUCUUGGAGUUGUCCUUAGGAAACUUCACCUUUUCAAUGUGUCAGCAUAGAUUUUGUAUCAAAAAUUGUUUUGUCAAUUGUCCUAGACAACUUAAAGGUAUACAGGGUAGAAGAGAUCUAACUGCAUAUUUGUCACUCGGAAUGAUUAUCUGAGCACUGACAAUACUUUCUUUCCAUGAAGACUCAGCUGUGAGGAAAUUUAGAUCGAUAUUUUCCCCCCUAAUUGUAUGUAGAACUGCAUGGCUCAUGGGUCUCGAAGGUCACUGAAUUUUUUAUUUUGCUUUUCUCUGGUCUCCUGCAGACCAGCAUCCGGAGGCAUUUCUUAGUUUCUCAAUACAGAACAGGAAUUCUUGAAAACUUACUCUGACUUUAGAAAGUAAUCUCCCUACAUAGUAUAUGGGGUUUAUGCCUUGCUUUGUAUUUGAAAUUUCCAGGAUCCUGAGUUGUUUGUAUUUUCCAGCAGCAUCAAGUGUUUUAGUCUCUAGGCAGCGUGACCUAAGUGAUGGGAGCAGGGGUCUGAGAGUCAGGGCCCACAGCUUCUGAUACUGAUUUUGCAUAUGAAUGAGUCAUCAACCUCUAGAAUGAUUUUCCCCAUCUGGAAAAGGUGUAUAUAAUACUACCCAUUUCACUGCUGUUGGGAAAACUUAUUGAAGUUUGUAAAGCACUGAGACAGACAAAAGUUCCCAGGAUAUUUUCUGCAUUUAUACAACUCGUUUUCUUGUUUUGGUAUUUUAAUUUCUGUAAACCCCAGUACACUCACCAGUCCCCCAUAUGGUCGGCUAGCCACAGCUGUGAAGUUAUAGUUAAAAGGUUUCUUUCAGGAGGACAGAGGAUUACCAUUUUUUUAACUGUCCAUUUACCCAGGGCAGCAGGCUAUGUAGAAAGUUUCUAGAACUUGGAGUGGCAUUAGUUUCCUUAUGCAAAGAUGCAUGUGCCAUACAGUUCAAGGACUGACAGGCAGGAGAGUAUAGGGCAAGAAAAAGUUAUCACAUUUGCUCUGGUCUUUCGACACUUUUACUGCUCUGGUUGUAAUCAUCGUCUAUCCUGGUGAAUAGCAGUUUUAAACAGCUGUGCAACUGCAUUACAUUAGUUUUAGAAUUCCAGAGCCAGAGAAUAUAGCCUAUGCUUCAGUUAGUGUCAGGAUUCAGCUCCAGCAAUCAGAGACAUCUUUCAUGUUGAUCACUUAUCUUCAUAGAAUCAUAGAAUAUCAGGGUUGGAAGGGACCUCAGGAGGUCAUCUAGUCCAACCCCUUGCUCGAAGCAGGACCAAUCCCCAAACUAAACCAUCCCAGCCAGGGCUUUGUCAAGCCUGACCUUAAAAACCUCUAAGGAAGGAGAUUCCACCACCUCCCUAGGUAACCCAUUCCAGUGCUUCACCACCCUCCUAAUGAAAAAGUUUUUCCUAAUAUCCAAACUGAACCUCCCCCAUUGCAAUUUGAGACCAUUACUCCUCGUUCUGUCAUCUGCUACCACUAAGAACAGUCUAGAUCCAUCCUCUUUGAAACCCCCUUUCAGGCAGUUGAAAGCAGCUAUCAAAUCCCCCCUCAUUCGUCUCUUCUGCAGCCUAAAUAAUCCCAGUUCCUUCAGCCUCUCCUCAUAAAUUAUGUUUUCUAGUCCCCUAUACCUUCUGCAUGCUGUACUAUUUGCAGCUUCAGUUAUAGAACAUGCAGACUUACACCUGACUCCAAGAGGGAGGAAGAAUUCUGCUUUUCAGUGCCUAAAGUUAGGGAGUGCCAUCUAUCUUUUACCAAGUGAGAGAUUAUGCAAAGAGGCGCUCCCUGGUGCCAGCGGGGUAUACUGUGCUCUUGGCAGGAAUGGGGGUGAACAGGUGAUGGUUUGGAGAAGGCAGCUUUGACUAGCAACUGGAGCUCUGUAGAAGUCCUGCUGGCGGAGGCUAUGCAGUGGAUGCAAUUGAAUCAGCACAUCCCUAACUAGUGCCACCCAUUUCUGAGGCUGGAUGGGCUGCAGGCUCCUUGAUGUGGGUGCCUUCCAUAGGCCCAGCCUCCACAGAGACUUCAGUGGUGUGAAAUUUACCAAAUCUUCUGCCAACGCAAAUCUUGGAGUGAAUCAAACCCAGCAUCCAUUCUUGCCAAGUCACCAGUUUUGACACUGCGGUCUAAUAGAAGAUAUGUCCAACUGCUAUUUUUUGAUAGAGCCUUAAGUUGUCACUUUACUUUUGGACCAGAAAAGGAAAAGAAUGUUUUUUACAUGGCCAGUCUACUCUAUGAGUGAAAGAAGAAAACAGUGGGAAAGCUGAUGGUAACAUAAUUCGCUUGGGCUUCCAACUGGAGAAAAGAGUGUGGAGUAAUGGACAAGAUCUCAAGCAAUAACAACUCACUCAAGCCUCUUCACCAGCUUAAUAAGGGAAAAUAGCGGUAAGACCGAAUA